GUUGCUGUAGCACUCUUCAAAUUUAGAAAAGCUGCAGUCACACAACUAUUAGCCACAUCAAGGGCAAUUUAAUCCGCGGAAGAAAAUAUAUUUAGGAGAGAAGUAGUGAACAAAUGUGCAUUCGCUAAUUUCCAAGCGCAUCCCCACGUCAAUACCAUUCUUGUCCAGCGAACGGUAUUCCGGGUGGCGACUGAGGUGCCUCGAUGCUGCUCAAUAGUCAUAACCCGACAAUAUUUACAAAGACUUAAGAAAUUUGUAUUGAUCUUUCUGAGUAUGGCAUGGCCUUCCUGGGAACUAGGGACCACUAAGCUAUGAAGCUCUUCCCUUCCAGACCUUCCCUGCUCUCCUUCUCCAGUUACUGUCACUUCAUGAGCCUUACCCACUGCUGCUCUCACAACCAUCAUCUCUGCCCAGCCUGGUACUAACAGCGUGGCUCAGACUCACUUCAACACAAAGAAGAAAAAAAAACCCUCCGCAGCUGCCAUCCAGACACACAUGGUGCAUAGCUGCCAUUCCCCAGGCUCCCUCCAUCCCCGCGGCCUGACCUCUAGCUAGCUCCUCGCACCCAUCACACAGCCUAGCCCACGGCCUGCCCAAGGGAUAUAAAUAGGCUACAUCAAUCCAGUGUGUGGAGCCUGCUCUUGUGUUGCCUUUUUUCCAGGGCACACACGCCCGGUGGGGGUCACACCCAUUUGUUUUCGGCCUUCCCACUGCCUGGAUCAGUGGAAGCUAGUGGUGGGACCGAAGAGGGAGAGACGAGGCCGAGACCAUGGAGGUCAAUAUGGAGUACUGUCUGGCACAGGUGGUGCAGAAAGACCUGGGGAGGAAGGUGCAGGUGGGACAGGAGCUCAUAGAUUACAUCCUGGAUAAGGAUAGGUCCCAGGAUCUGGAGCAAGACCAGACAGGUCUGGACAGGAUGGUGGACAGCAUUGCUACCACCUGGGUCAACUGUUCCAACUUCAAGGUGGCUUUACUUGGAAUAGACCUUUUAUCUGUCCUAGUGACAAGGUUACAGGACCGAUUUAGGAACCAUGUGGGAACAGUCAGAGACCAUCAAAUCCUGCUGCUGAAGAUCAUGGAGCAGGCUGCCACCCUCUACGUAGGUUUUGAUUCCUGA
This is a messenger RNA of Oncorhynchus masou masou (cherry salmon), 1117 nucleotides long. RefSeq names its product CLIP-associating protein 1-B-like. NCBI's taxonomy places the organism in Eukaryota, Metazoa, Chordata, Actinopteri, Salmoniformes, Salmonidae. Bases 770 to 1117 code for a protein of 115 amino acids. The transcript has 5 exons. The record is from RefSeq and is a predicted model, not a curated record.